AGCGGGCCGAGGCGGGGCGGGCGCGGCGGCGGCUCCGGCCGGGUGUGCGGGUCCGGGUCCGGGUGCGGGUGCGGGGCAGCGGCGGCUCCGCGGGCCGAGAUGCCGCUCUUCGCCACCAACCCCUUCGAGCAGGACGUGGAAAAAGCUACAAAUGAAUACAACACCAGUGAGGAUUGGGGGCUUAUCAUGGAUAUUUGUGACAAAGUUGGAAGCACUCCCAAUGGAGCCAAGGAUUGCCUUAAAGCCAUCAUGAAGAGAAUGAAUCACAAAGUUCCCCACGUGGCUUUGCAAGCUCUCACACUUUUAGGAGCCUGUGUCUCCAACUGUGGGAAAAUAUUCCACUUGGAAGUGUGUUCCAGGGAUUUUGCCACUGAAGCUAGAGCUAUAAUAAACAAGGCUCACCCAAAAGUGUGUGAAAAGCUAAAAUCCCUCAUGGUGGAGUGGUCAGAAGAGUUCCAGAAAGACCCACAGUGCAGCUUAAUCUCUGCAACCAUCAAAUCCCUGAAGGAGGAAGGGGUCACUUUUCCUGCAGCAGGAUCCCAGGCUUCCACCAGUGCUGCCAAGAAUGGCUCCUCAUCCAGUAAAUCCAAAGAAGAUGAGGAUAUAGCUAAAGCUAUUGAAUUGUCUUUGCAAGAGCAGAAACAGCAGCAAAUGGAAACCAAGUCCUUGUACCCAAGUGCAGAAAUGGCAGCAAACCCCCCCAGCCUGAGGAAGGUGCGAGCUCUCUAUGACUUUGAAGCUGUGGAGGACAAUGAGCUCACCUUUAAAAGUGGAGAAAUUAUUUUUGUUUUGGAUGACAGUGAUGCCAAUUGGUGGAAAGGGGAGAACCACAGAGGAGUGGGGCUGUUCCCAUCCAAUUUUGUCACCUCUGACUUGACUGUGGAGCCUGAGGCAGCAGCUGUGGAUAAAAUCUCUGUUCCUGAGGACACUGCAGAAGAAAUUAAGAAAGCAGAACCUGAGCCAGUUUAUAUUGAUGAGGAGAAGAUGGAUAAAACACUGCAGGUACUUCAGAGCAUAGAUCCCACAGAUUUAAAGCUUGAUUCUCCUGAUCUGCUCGACUCAGAAGAUAUGUGCCAGCAGAUGGGUCCAAUGAUAGAUGAAAAACUAGAAGAGAUAGAUAGGAAACAUUCCGAGUUAUCUGAACUGAACGUGAAGGUUCUGGAAGCUCUGGAGCUCUACAACAAACUGAUGAAUGAGAGCCCCCUGUACUCAGCCUACUCCAAACUCCAGCACCCUGCUCAAUUCCCACCCACCUCCUCUGUGCAGUCGUAUCCUGUGCAGCCUGCCAGUGGGAAUUACAUGAUGCAGGGAGUGUCCAUGUCCCCAGGAUACAGCCUGGCCCCUGAGCACGUGGCCCAGGUGAGGGCUCUGCCCCAGAGCAUCAACUCUGCAGCCACCCAGCCACCUCCAGCUGCUUAUUUAAGCCCCGACCCCGCGCUGCCGCCGCCCUUCCCGAGCGUCGCCGGCACCGCCGCCUUCCCCCAGCAGCAGAUGGGCAUGGCCGUGGACAUGGCAGCAUUCCAGAGCACCCAAGGACCAGCCUACCCUGGGCCACUCCCUGCUCAUUCCCUGCUCCAGCAGCAGCCAACAAAUUUCCAUCAGCAGCCUCUGCUUUAAACAGCAGCGAGGAAUUCCGACCCGCCGAUCUUGCCGUGGAUAUCCGAGUCCAUUUUCCUCUCCAACAGCCCAACUCGCUGCCUUGGGGUGAUGCAGAGUAAAAAUAGGCACCAGCUCUGAUGGUUAUUUGCAUUUUUGCAUCCUGAACUAGAUUAGGGGAUGGUUUAAAAUAAUUCCCCAUCCCUCUGAGUCCUUUUUUUUUUUUUUUUUUUAACUCUCCCCUGCGCUUUCAGGAAACGCCACUUGUGAAUCUUGGAAAGAUUGUCCCAAAAUAAUUUCUCUCUUCAGUGUGUUUCUGGAAGCUUGAGGAUGCUGAGAUGCUGUUGCUUUGCCUCUUCUGGUGUCUUCUGUAAUCCUUCUGUCCCAGUGGCUUUAGGGAAUCUCUGCAGUUCUGAGUCCCCUUCCUGAAGGACUCGCCGUGGAUCCCUGGCUCCAGCUGCAAGAGGAAACUGCCACUCAGGACCACAUCCCUGUGGAAACAGGAGACAAAAAGAGGGUUUUAACAGUGCUGCCUCUAUAUUUCAGCAAACACAGAGAACUGCUGUGUUUUUCAAGUUUUCCUGGCAUUCCUGGUGUCUUGGCAGAGGUGGCACUGCCUGCACCAGGCUCCUUGGGAAGAGCAGGGGAUGCUCCAAGGUGCUGAGCCAGGAACUUGCACAGAACCUCCUCCCAGUUUUCCUUUCAGUUUGGAUGGUGCAGAAGUGAAGGAGCUUUGGAAUUCCUUGUGGAAAGGAGGGGCUGGAGAAGGUUUGAAGCUGCUGAAGGAUUUGUUCCCUUUCCAAGGGGGAGCUGAGUGGAACAGGAAUGGUCUCAGUGGGACCAGGGGGUUCUGCCUCUCUGGGAUUUCCUUUCUCUGCCACUGUGUGUCUGAAGAAGCCCUGACCCCAGAGGGUCCUGCACCACUUGGGGAGGGGAUUGAAGCACAUCCCAUGUGCUCUGGGUUGGGCUCUGUGCUCCUGGAAAAGCAGAGCCCUGUCCCUGGAGCAGGGAUUGCCCCAGAGCUGGGCACAUGUGCCAGUUGGUGAGACAAGAAAUCCAAGAAUUUCUUCCCUGAUGCACUUUUUAAAGGGUGGGGUUUGUCCAUGGGAGCAGAGGAGCUGGAUUAUCCUUUGGGAAUGUGGGAUUUAUUUCUUCUUCUUGUUUCAACUGCUGAAAAACAAAAAAAAAAAUCACUUCAUCCUCCUGUUUGCCUCCUCACUGGAGCAUGGUGACAUUUAUCCUGCUUUUAACCACCUCUGGUGAGUGAGAAUCCUUGGUUUGGGGGAAUAAUGGAAGCAAAUUACUGAUGAAAACAUCUCAGUUAAAUUCAGGAAGCUCCCAGAUGUUGAAAUAAGCAAUUUUGAUGGAUAAAUUUCAUCCCAGAUUGGAACUCCCAGGCUGCUGAGUGACAAAACCCACUCUUCACUCAGCACCUCCUCCAUUUAUUUUCCCUUGUAUUUAAUUAUUUGCUAUCUUGACCUUACAUUUGCAGCCUCAUGCUCAUGCAAAAAGUGUUCAGCACCUGCUCUUUAAAUCACUUUUUAUUUAAAUGUGUGCAAUUGGAAGGAGGAUUUUGUCUUUCCUUUGGACAUUAAUUUUGUCUUGAUCCUUCCCCUGGAAGUAGCUCAGUACAAAUAACACACUGGCAAUACUGAAGUAUUUUAAUUUGUUCCUUUGUAUCUUUGGAGAAAAUGAAUUUAUUUCCAUGCUUCUGUUCCAAAUUCUAAUUGUUUGGAGCUUUUAUUUGUCAGAGUUUACUUUGUUCCAAGUUGGUUUUGGGGUCUAACUAAACCUUGCUCCUGUUGCUAUGAAUUCUCCAUGUUGGGAAAUUUAAAUUGGUGUUUUUUUUGAUUCUGAGCUUUGGGCCAAGAAAAAUCUUGGAUUGAGCCAGCCAGAUAUGAUUUGAUGAUGUUAAUUGUUAAAUAUAAAUAAUGUAUAUACUCAUUUGUCUGAGAUUUUCUACACACCUCCACACAUGCCUGAACUUUUAUAAAAGCAGAUUUGUCCUUCUGUCACCUCUUCUACUCCUAACUCCGUGAUAUGCAACUUGUAGAUAGUGUAAAAUAAUUUAAUUAUUAUUAAACCAGUGUAUCUAGA
Molecule: messenger RNA, 3693 nt
Organism: Oenanthe melanoleuca
Lineage: Eukaryota; Metazoa; Chordata; Aves; Passeriformes; Muscicapidae
Gene: STAM2
Product: signal transducing adaptor molecule 2
Exons: 14
Coding region: 100-1617 (505 amino acids)
Biological process (GO): signal transduction
Cellular component (GO): endocytic vesicle
Molecular function (GO): ubiquitin binding; phosphatidylinositol binding
Source: RefSeq, a predicted model, not a curated record